UCUCUCGGAUGCUGCGACCGAGCUCCUGUGCGGGCGGCUCUGUCAGUGGCUGAACCCCUCCUCCUCCUCCGAAGAUGUCGCAUGAGCUUCUCCUCUCAGCGCGGCGUCUCUUUUCGUUUUUCCUUUUCUUUUUCUCGCAGUGCCCUUAACAGUUAACCUGAUUCUGCCAUAUUAGCAGCUAGCCCAUCGUCUGGCGCGCGGACUGCCCCCCCCCCCCCUGCAACGGAGGUGUUUAAAACCCCAACCCGGCGCAUCCUCUCCCUGUCUGUCUCCCUGUCUCCCUGUCUCCCUGUCUCUCUGUCUCCCUGUCUCCCCGCCAGCCGACCGUCGGGUGCCGGAGCGGAGCAUCCAUCGGCGCCGUCGUCGUCUCUCAUCCCUGCGCGUCUGCGACCGCCUUCUGCGACCCCCUCCCGCCCCCCCGCCCGACCCACAGCCGCUCUCCUCCGGCUCGGGACGUUCUCCGCUCCACGCGCACGCAGAUUAAAGGGGAUUCUGCCUCCCCGCUCGCGCGCGGAUGUCCUUGAGCUCGGCCUGCACGGCCCUGGCGGUGCAGCAAUAGCUACCUCUGAACUGGAUCCACUUACCGUUUAUCGGCCGCCUUUCCCUUGCUUGCCCCUCUCUCCAUCUGCCCAUCGCCCCUGUGCCGCCUUCUGUAAGUCUGUCGGCCCGUCCGUCCAUCUGUCCAUGGACUGGCCGUGACCCUGGAGGGAGGGGGUCAGAAACGAGGAGAGAACAGAGUCGCAGAGGAGUCGCAGGACAAGAAAGCUGGAUUCAUUCAGACCUUCUGGAGUGCCCCUGCUUGCUGUCCUUGAUGCCCCUCACCCUCCUUCUCCUCCUCCGGUUAUGGAGAAGUAAAGGAGCAGUGGGAGGCUAGGCCCAGAUCAAGAGAAGAACUAGACUCAACCAAUUCCCCUUCAUCGCCCUUCAAUGAAAUUAAAAAAGGGUUUAGGUGUUGCUAUGAUUUUUAAAUAAGAGAUCAAGACUGAGUCAAGAUUUUCGGUGUUAAACACAUGAACAACCGUCCAGCACCUAAACGGCCGGGCAACUGAGUUCAGGAGAGACUCCAGAGGAGGAACAUAAGAGAAGAAGUACGACUUACUGACAUGUCAACAACUGCCACUAUGGGUGAAUUGGCAAACAGCGCGGUGGAGUUUUACCCCAAAGGGACGCGAGCUGUGGGCGGAGGAGGAAGGGCUGACGGCGCCAACGCAGGGGGAGAAUUUGGGGUCACGGUGACGGAGCUCACGGAGCUAAUGGAGCUCCGAGGGACCGAUGCCCUGCAGAAGAUCCAGGAGAGCUACGGGGACACAGAGGGGCUCUGCCAGAGACUACAGUCCAGCACCACUGAUGGCGUCAGCGGGGAUCCAGCAGACAUGGAGCGUCGCUACCAAACGUUCGGCCAAAACUUCAUCCCGCCGAAGAAGGCCAAGACCUUCUUGGAGCUGGUGUGGGAGGCCUUACAGGACGUCACACUCAUCAUCCUGGAGGCGGCAGCCAUCAUCUCCCUGGGCCUCUCGUUCUACCAGCCUCCAGGGAAGGAAAGCGAAGCUUGUGGCGACGUGUCGGGGGCCGCAGAGGACGAAGGCGAGGGCGACACCGGGUGGAUCGAGGGCGCGGCCAUCCUACUGUCCGUCGUGUGCGUCGUCCUGGUGACGGCGUUUAACGACUGGUCCAAAGAGAAGCAGUUCCGGGGCCUGCAGAGUCGGAUCGAACAAGAACAGAAGUUCACUGUGGUGCGCAAAGGAAAUGUCAUCCAGAUCCCUGUGGCGGACAUGGUGGUGGGGGACAUGGCGCAGGUCAAAUACGGGGACCUGCUGCCCGCUGACGGCGUCUUGGUCCAAGGCAACGAUCUGAAGAUAGAUGAGAGCUCUCUGACAGGAGAGUCUGACCACGUAGCCAAGAGUGUGGACAAGGACCCCAUGCUGCUCUCAGGGACCCAUGUGAUGGAGGGCUCGGGCCGGAUGCUGGUCACUGCUGUGGGUGUCAACUCGCAGACGGGCAUCAUCUUCACCCUGCUGGGUGCUGGAGAAAUAGAGGAAGAAGGCAAGGACAAGAAAGGAAAACAACCUGACGGAGCCGUGGAGAACAAUCAGAACAAAGCCAAGAAGCAGGAUGGGGGUGUUGCCAUGGAGAUGCAACCCCUGAAAAGUGCAGAGGGAGGGGAGGUAGAGGACCGAGAGAAGAAGAAGACCAGCGUGCCAAAGAAAGAGAAGAGUGUGUUGCAGGGAAAGCUCACCAAACUAGCGGUUCAGAUUGGCAAAGCGGGUUUGGUGAUGUCAGCCAUCACCGUCAUCAUUCUGGUGCUGUUCUUCGUCAUAAACACGUUUGUCGUUGAAGGUCACACGUGGCUCGCCGAGUGCACUCCGGUCUACGUGCAGUAUUUUGUCAAGUUCUUCAUCAUCGGCGUCACUGUGCUGGUCGUGGCCGUCCCAGAAGGGUUACCUCUGGCCGUCACCAUCUCUCUGGCUUACUCCGUCAAGAAAAUGAUGAAGGACAACAACCUGGUGCGCCACCUGGAUGCCUGCGAGACCAUGGGCAACGCCACGGCCAUCUGCUCCGACAAGACCGGCACGCUGACCACCAACCGCAUGACGGUGGUGCAGACCCACAUCGGUGAUGUGCAUCACCGCAUGGUCCCGGACCCUGGACAGAUAAACCCGCGGACACUGGAUCUAUUAGUCAAUGCUAUCGCUAUCAACAGCGCCUACACCUCCAAGAUCCUACCGCCCGAUGUAGAGGGGGGUCUGGCCAAGCAGGUGGGCAACAAGACAGAGUGUGGCCUGCUGGGGUUUGUUCUAGACCUGCAGCGGGACUACGCCCCCGUCAGGGAGCAGGUCCCUGAGGAGAGACUGUACAAGGUAGGGGACCACCUGGAAAACAGGUAUACCUCCUGCACACACAUACACCCUAUACACCCUGCAGGAAGAGAUCAACAAAAUGCAAUACAACAAUUAAACACAAGAUACUCUAUGAAUCGAUAUCUCUGCUCUCUCUCCAGGUGUUCCUUCAUCCUAGAUGCCAAUGGAGAAGCACGAACAUUUCGUCCACGUGACAGAGAUGAGAUGGUCAAACAGGUGAUUGAGCCAAUGGCAUGUGAGGGCUUGAGGACCAUCUGCAUCGCCUACCGGGACCUGCCGUGUAACCCGGAGCCGGAUUGGGAAAACGAAGCAGACAUAUUGUCUGAAUUGACCUGCCUGUCCGUGGUGGGGAUAGAAGACCCCGUGCGGCCUGAGGUGCCCGAUGCCAUCCGUAAGUGUCAGCGUGCGGGCAUCACGGUACGGAUGGUGACUGGUGACAACAUUAACACAGCGAGGGCCAUUGCUGUUAAAUGUGGCAUCAUCCACCCUGGCGAUGACUUUAUCUGUCUGGAGGGAAAAGAUUUCAACCGGCGAAUCAGGAAUGAGAAAGGAGAGAUUGAACAGGAACGGAUUGACAAAAUAUGGCCCAAACUCCGCGUGUUGGCUCGAUCCUCGCCAACCGACAAACACACCCUGGUCAAAGGAAUCAUCGACAGCACCGUCCUGGAACAAAGGCAGGUCGUGGCAGUGACAGGAGAUGGAACCAAUGACGGUCCAGCGUUGAAGAAGGCUGAUGUGGGCUUUGCCAUGGGUAUUGCGGGAACAGAUGUGGCUAAAGAAGCGUCCGACAUCAUCCUGACUGAUGACAACUUCAGCAGCAUUGUCAAGGCGGUGAUGUGGGGACGGAAUGUCUACGAUAGCAUCUCCAAGUUCCUGCAGUUCCAGCUCACGGUCAACGUAGUGGCUGUCAUAGUGGCCUUCACCGGCGCCUGCAUCACUCAGGACUCUCCUCUGAAGGCAGUGCAGAUGCUGUGGGUGAAUCUCAUCAUGGACACGUUUGCCUCUCUGGCUCUGGCCACCGAGCCCCCCACUGAGGACCUGCUGCUAAGGAAACCUUAUGGUCGGAACAACCCGCUCAUCUCACUGACCAUGAUGAAGAACAUCCUGGGCCAUGGAGUGUACCAGCUGAUCAUCAUCUUCACCCUGCUGUUCAUAGGCGAGCGCAUGUUCAACAUCGACAGUGGUCGCCACGCGCCGCUGCACUCCCCUCCCUCCGAGCACUACACCAUCAUCUUCAACACCUUCGUCCUUAUGCAACUUUUCAACGAGAUCAACGCGCGCAAGAUCCACGGAGAGAGGAACGUCUUUGACGGCAUAUUUGCCAACCCGAUCUUCUGCAGUAUAGUUGUGGGGACUUUUAUUAUGCAGAUCGUGAUCGUGCAGUGGGGAGGGAAGCCCUUCAGUUGUGCCCCUCUCAACAUGGAGCAGUGGCUCUGGUGUCUGUUCGUGGGAGUUGGGGAGCUCCUCUGGGGGCAGGUAAUCGCCACGGUGCCCACAGAGCGGCUGCCGUGCCUGAAGGAGGCGGGGCUUGGCCUGGAGCCCGGGGAGGACGAAGGCGAGGAGAUGGCCGAGGAUGAGGAGGAGAUCGACUGUGCUGAGCGAGAGCUGCGCCGUGGUCAGAUCCUCUGGUUCAGAGGACUCAACCGCAUCCAGACCCAGAUGGAGGUAGUGAGCACGUUCAAGCGAAGCGGUUCGUUUCAGGGAGCGGUGAGGCGGCGCUCCUCCGUGCUCAGUCAGCUCCACGACGUAAACACUAUCUCUACCCCCUCUCACGUAGCUCUGUCCACGGCUACAGCCAAUGCCAGCCCGGCCCCUGGGAAUGCGGGUGGUGAAAGCGUUCCGUAGUUCGCUGUAUGAGGGCCGGGAGAAACCGGAGUCCCGCAACUCCAUCCACAACUUCAUGGCCCACCCGGAGUUCCUCAUCAACGACCUCAUCCACAACAUCCCGCUGAUCGACGACACCGACGUGGACGACGAAU
Gasterosteus aculeatus aculeatus (three-spined stickleback) is the source of this 4837-nucleotide messenger RNA. The record is from RefSeq and is a predicted model, not a curated record. NCBI's taxonomy places the organism in Eukaryota, Metazoa, Chordata, Actinopteri, Perciformes, Gasterosteidae.